AUGAGAUCGGCCUGGGUCACUUCUUUCGAAAAGGAGCGUCUGUGGAUGUACCUGCAGGCGCUCGGCUUCGAGCCUUGUCUGGCGACCAUAGCCUGCGGAAAUACCGUGUCACACACGCACUUCGGAGUGAACAUGUUUGACAAGCUGAACCGUGAUGCCUUUCACAUAGUUUCUUAUUUUUUGUUUCAAACACUUGACAAGUCUCUCACCAAAGAAGUUUUCAAACAUUGUUGGCCUCCAUUUGAUCAAAAACGUGAUGUUGAAUUCCGAAAACUUUUCUGUGAAUGGUUGAAAAAGAUUUCUGCCGAGUGUGGAAGUAGCUUUCCUCAAGUUGUUGGUUCACUAUUUCUAUUUCCGGUUGGUCCUAAGUUUAUUCAUGUAAUGUAUCACUUUGCAAGAUUUGUUGCAGUAAAAUAUAUAAAAACCCAUUCUAAAAAUUCUUCUAUACGUUUUACAGAGACAUUUAAUGUAAAACCACAAGAUUUGCACAUAUGCCUUGCCAGAUGCCUUGUAGCACGUAAUAGAUUUUUACAAGUUUUGCAAAGAGAAGAUUGUGUUACCCAAAAAUAUCAAGAAAAUGCACAAUUAUCAGUUAAACAGGUACGAAAUUUGAGAUCAGAAUAUAUGGGACUGCAAAACCAAAUAAAAAAAAUGGAACCCUGUGAUGACCAAAGUAAUAUACAAGAGAAAAUUCAAAAGGUUCGGUCUUUGUGGACUUCAGUGAAUGAAACACUUAUAUUUUUGGAAAAAGAGAGAGAAGUUGUUAGUUCAGUCCUUAGUCUUGAUAACAAUUAUACUUUAGAUGGAACUAACAUUGCUAUCAAUAUUCCGAGCCUCUUACUUGAUAAAAUUGAGAAACAAAUGUGUCAGUUACACAUAGGAAAUAUUUAUGAGGCUGGAAAAUUGAACAUCUUAACAGUUUUUUGGUUAUUAAAUGAAGUCUUGAAAGUAAUGAAAUAUGAAUGUUGUCAGACUGACCAAGCAAGACUGACAGUAGACCUUCACUUCCUUGAAAAAGAGACCAGAUUUCAGAGAGAAAGACUGUCAGAUCUGAAGCAUAUGAGUAUAAUUAAGAGUUCUACUCCAGCUGUGGAUCUUUUACCGCCUAUGUCUCCACUUUCGUUUGAUCCUGCCUCAGAGGAAGCAUAUGCGAGGAGCAUUCUUUUACAGUAUCCUGCUUCACUUCCAGUUACACCUAAGCAACAUAUCCAGGAAAAUAAUUGCAGAAGAGCAAGUGAUACACUGGAAACUAAAUCUGAUCCAGCCAACAGCCCUGCUUCUUUCCUGUUACAGCCGGUUCCACCAUUAGGUGGAGACAUUGUUACAUUACUUGAAAAGGACACGAAGUUGAUAACUAUUAGAGAGAAAAAUGAAACAGUUCCUAAGAAAACACUAGAAUUUAAAGUGGAAGACUCUUCAUCAUCAAAUAUUGCAAAGAAUACUGAUAGUAGUGCAUGUGGAGGGUCUCUGCCAGCUAAAAAAAGCAAUCCAUUCCAGAAAGAGCAAGAUCAUCUGGUAGAAGAGGUUGCAGGGGCAGUUUUAUCUAAUUCACCACAGCUCUCUGAAGGAAAAGAAGUAAAAUUAGAAGAACUAAUUGACUCUCUAAUUUCUAACCCGUUCUUAACAAGGAGUCAAAUUCCCCGAACUCCAGAAAACUUGAUAAGUGAAAUUCGGAGCUCAUGGAGAAAAGCUGUUGAUAUAGAAGAUAAUGGAAGUACAGAACCAAUGCAAGUGGAUACUGAACAUAGAGAAGAAUUGCCAGAAUCCUUACCUGUGGUGCAUAAUCAAAAAGAGUUUAGCAUGGCCAGUUUCUUGUCAGCAGCCACUGUGUCCGAUUCUAGUCAUUCUCAUCUGCCUGAAGAGAAAGUUGUUUCAGAUUGCCUCAGGUGUGUGCCUCAGAAACCCGUGGUGACCACUUGCAUAGGUGAACCAGCAACACAAAAUCCAUCAGAUUUGUUAAAUAAGGACAUAAUUUGUAUGCAGGAUUUGGACUGUACAACUUUACAGAACAAACUUUUAGAAACUAGCCAAAUAGAGACAUUUUCCCCUGCUGUAGGCAAUAGAAGAAAUGUGUUAGGUAGCAGUGAAGAAGAUAAUAUUAAAAUAUCAGACCAGUCAAAAGCUUCUUACGAAGACUUUUCCAUGUAUAACAGUAUGUUAUGGAACUGUUUUCAGGUAUCAAGUGGAAUUAGUUCCAGUUUUAAAGAUGGUGAUUUUGGCAUAUUACAUGAAACUCUUCCAGAAGUUGGUCACAUAAGUCUUAUUAGCCCCAGUAGUACAGAGGCCACUUUUAAAUUGGAACCAAAUAGUCCUAUGCACAGUGGCAUUUUCACAGAUGUUGUGGGAGAAAAACAGACUACUCCAGAAUCAGACUUCAAUUUACAGGCUACUUGCAGUGGAUAUGAGGCUCUGAAGAAAUCUCCGUCCGAGCGAAGGGAAGAAAUUUACCUCUCUAAUCCUGAAAUACUUGAAAGACACAAACCAGAAUUGAGCCUUACUCCCCAAAAGAUGCAGACUGAUGAUAUGCUUAAUUUUUUGGGCAUUCAUGAUUUGCACAUUGACUAUACAAAACCAUCUUCACGCAUGUCCCUUGGUGAAAGAAAACGGUCUCUUUCACCACUAAUUAAGUUUUCUCCAGUGGAAGAAAGAUUGAAGACCGCAAUACCAUGUAACCUUGGAGAACUUCUACCUGAUUUAACAGAAGAAGAAAUCUUGAAUAAGAGCCUUGAUGCAAAAGUAUCUCCAUCUGACUCGACAAGAUGAAGCAGUAGCCCAGUCAGUUUAACUAUGAUGCACU
Molecule: messenger RNA, 2797 nt
Organism: Budorcas taxicolor (takin)
Lineage: Eukaryota; Metazoa; Chordata; Mammalia; Artiodactyla; Bovidae
Gene: HAUS6
Product: HAUS augmin like complex subunit 6
Exons: 17
Coding region: 1-2763 (920 amino acids)
Biological process (GO): spindle assembly
Cellular component (GO): HAUS complex; mitotic spindle microtubule
Molecular function (GO): microtubule binding
Source: RefSeq, a predicted model, not a curated record